AGAUGCUUCUAGUCCUGCUUCUGGCUCUUCCAGCAAUUGUCAGUUCGUCAUGUAACAUAUUAUAUCAGUUGGAUGAUAUGUCCUACUGUAGAAUUGGUCAACCAUUCGACGCCUAUCGCUAUUACGGGUGUUCGUGCUCCGGAAUUUCUCCCAACAAGCCAAUCGACGGAAUUGAUAGAUGCUGCCAAGUGCAUAAUGAUUGCUACAAUGAGCUUCUUCUUACUAAAAAAUGCCAAAAUUCGAAUUCCCCAUACUUCUGCCUAUACAAAUGGGAAUGUGUCUAUCAGCAGCCAGCGUGCAAUAACGAAAGUAAAUGUACACAAUCCGUGUGUCAAUGUGAUGAGCAGUUUAUCAAUUGUCUUGCCAAGUAUCCAUAUCCGACAUUUUCCAAGAAAUGUCAAUAUUCCGAACGGGAUCCGAUUCUCAAGAUGAUCGCCACUGCGUCUGCGGCUACAGCAGCGGCAAAGAAGAAUUGAUUCUUUUUCACUUUUUUUUUGUUAGAAACAGAGCAAUUUGAAUUUUUGAACAUUUAUCUCUGAAAUACGCCACGUGUCAUUUGAAAAUGAAAUAAUUGAUUUUUUU
Molecule: messenger RNA, 582 nt
Organism: Caenorhabditis elegans
Lineage: Eukaryota; Metazoa; Nematoda; Chromadorea; Rhabditida; Rhabditidae
Gene: Y69A2AL.2
Product: Phospholipase A2
Exons: 3
Coding region: 3-476 (157 amino acids)
Biological process (GO): phospholipid metabolic process; lipid catabolic process; arachidonate secretion
Cellular component (GO): extracellular region
Molecular function (GO): calcium ion binding; A2-type glycerophospholipase activity
Source: RefSeq, marked reviewed